GGGAAACCUACAAUGCACUUACUAAUUGGUUGACAGAUGCAAGAAUGUUAGCAAGUCAAAAUAUUGUGAUAAUACUGUGUGGAAACAAAAAGGAUCUUGAUGCAGAUCGUGAAGUUACAUUUUUAGAAGCAUCCCGGUUUGCACAAGAAAAUGAGCUGAUGUUCUUGGAAACGAGUGCACUAACGGGGGAAAACGUUGAAGAGGCCUUUGUACAGUGUGCAAGAAAAAUACUCAAUAAAAUUGAAUCAGGAGAACUGGAUCCAGAAAGAAUGGGCUCAGGUAUUCAGUAUGGAGAUGCUGCCUUGAGACAGCUGAGAUCACCACGUAGAGCACAAGCACAAAGUGCUCAAGAAUGUGGGUGUUAAAGAAACAAAACACAAAAUCCCAAAUACUUUCUUUAGAUGCAGAAGCUGUCCUUGUAAAUGGUGUUUGAAGAAACAGAAAAGCUUGAAGGCUAUGCAGUUUUCAAACACAUCUCUCCACUAUCUACAAACAGAGCAGACCACUGCUGACAGAAAGGUGUACCGUGUGGUGUGCGGCAGGAAUGUUUGCGUGACACAAGUCUGCAAAGUGCACUUGAUAAGUCGGUGGACAAUAGUAAGACUCAUGCCUGUAUGUAAACACUUUCCACUACCUAUUUUUGUUCUUUCACCUCUAGUUUAAAGCAUUGGUAGAUACUGUAAAUAAUGUAACAGUACAUUUACAAAGCAUGGUAUACUUAUAUAUGCUGAUAGACUGUUGCACUACAAGCAGUUUAAUAUUUUAUUUUUUUAUCAUAUUAACAAAUUUAACUGAGGUGGGCUUUGUCAUGUUCAUUUGUUGCA
Pterocles gutturalis (yellow-throated sandgrouse) is the source of this 824-nucleotide messenger RNA. It is a transcript of the gene RAB4A, whose product is annotated as RAB4A, member RAS oncogene family. The coding region runs from base 45 to 365 and encodes 106 amino acids. The record is from RefSeq and is a predicted model, not a curated record. The transcript has 4 exons. Gene Ontology annotation, molecular function: GTP binding; GTPase activity. Lineage: Eukaryota; Metazoa; Chordata; Aves; Pterocliformes; Pteroclidae. Gene Ontology annotation, biological process: regulation of endocytosis. Gene Ontology annotation, cellular component: endosome.